This is a messenger RNA of Schistosoma curassoni, 2505 nucleotides long. The record is from the annotation of a GenBank genome assembly. NCBI's taxonomy places the organism in Eukaryota, Metazoa, Platyhelminthes, Trematoda, Strigeidida, Schistosomatidae.
AUGCAACAAACAUCUCUUCGCCUUAUAUUUUUGUGUAGUCUAUUGAUAUUUAUUCAACAGUGCAAUAAAACUGAUGCUCAGAUAUUUCGCAAUUUAUCGGUUUCUAUUAAAAAACGACUGGAUGACUUAAUCUCAUCAUUAACAAUAGAGGAGCUUGUUGAGCAAAUGGCAAAUGGUGGCGCAGGUCCAACAUACGGUCCUGCACCGGCUAUACCUAGAUUGAAGAUCAAACCCUAUCAAUGGCGUACAAAUCCAAAUCAAGGUCUUUGUACUUCAUUUGUAAGUCACAUUAAUCAAGCUGCCUCGUUUGAUAUACUGGAUGUCUGGAAAAUCGCUUUCGCAAACGGCUUAGAAAUGCGAGCUAAAUGGAAUCAGUUUAGUAAACAAAAUAAUUACCGUGAUAAUACGGGAAUAAAUGUGUUUGCACCGACUGUCAAUCUUCUUCGGCAUCCUCUUUGGGGAAGGAAUAAGGAGACUUAUGGGGAAGAUCCAUAUUUGGCGGCUGAAUUAGCUAGAGCAUAUGUACAUGGGAUUAGUGGUUGGAAUGUACCACACGAUGGCUCAAUCAAGGUAAACUUACUAACAAUAAAUCCAACCAGACAACAUGUUGUAUUGGUUGGUGCAAACUGUAAACACUAUGCUGCGCAUUCCGGACCAGAAAACGAUCCUGUUUCAAGGUUAUCUUUUGAAGCCGAUGUUCCGGAACACGAUUUGUGGAUGACCUAUUUUCCUGCUUUUCGUGCAUGUAUGGAAGCUGGAGCUGUUGGAGUUAUGUGUGCAUAUAGCGGAGUGAAUGGCACACCAGCUUGUGUAAAUCACUGGCUAUUAGAUACUGUACUUCGAAAGCAGUGGAAAUAUCCAGGUUUUGUAAUCAGUGAUGAAGGUGCCUUGCAAUUUUUGAUAUCGAAACAUCAUGUUUAUUCGUCUUUACAAGAAGCUGCUUUAGCUGCAGUUAAAGCUGGUGUAAAUAUAGAAAAUGCAUUACCUAAUAAUGUUAACGUUUAUUCUGAAUUAUUAAACCUUACAAAAUCUGGUAAUGUGACUGAAGAUGAAUUACGAAAUCUAGUUCGUCCUUUGUUCCUUGCUAGAAUUCUAGAAGGUGAAUUAAAUUCGCCAGAAAUGGAUCCAUAUGCUCAUUUAUUACCCAGUACAGUUGUCAAGAGUGAAAAGCAUAAAUAUUUAUCGUUGGUUACUGCAGCCAAAACCAUGGUACUUUUGAAAAACUCUGAAGAAUUCCUUCCACUUAAAAUGAAACCAGAUACAAAUGAACGGCCGUUAAAACAUGUUGCCUUACUUGGACCAUUUUCAAGAAAUAUCAGUGAAUUGGCUGGAAGUUACACUAAACACAUUGAUCCGGCUGAUACAGUUCCACUGGAUAAAACUCUUGAAAAAAUAAGUGAAAACGUUACUGCUUCAGAUAUUUGCAUUGAUGGUGGGAAGUGUACAAUGUACGACGAUUUAGCUAUCCAAGAAAUACUUUGCCAACCAGAUAUUGACCUUGUUAUCAUAACCAUUGGCACGGGACGAAAUGUUGAAGACGAAGCACAUGAUAGACAUACUCUGAAUCUACCUGGACAUCAGAAUGAAUUUUUAUUAAGUACACUAGAUAUGGCAGCCGGUCGGGGGAUAAUUAGGCGCAAGCCUGUCCCAGUAGUUUUAUUAGUCUUUUCUUCUGGACCAAUUGAUAUUGAGCCAGCAGUGGAAGAUGAAAAUGUUAAAUCCAUAUUUUGGUGUGGUUAUAUGAAUGACAUACUCGGUGAAGUAAUAGUUCGUGUACUGAUGGGAAAUCCUGGUAAACCUUUUGGGCCGUACGCACCGUUGUUACGAAUGGAUCCUGAAUUAUCCGAAAUCGGUAUGUGGGGUAUGGAUAUAGAUGAAGGUUACUGGUGGGUACCAGCGGCUAGAUUACCAUUUACAUGGUACGCAUCAAUUGACGAGUUAGCCAAUAUAACUGUAUAUAAAAUGACGAAUCAGACCUAUCGUUACUUGCCAAAAUCUUGUACCAAGCAACAAAAUGCAUGUAAAAUACCAAUUUUGUAUCCAUUUGGCUAUGGAUUAUCAUACAACAUGCUAUCCCCUUCUCUUAGUGGUAUUGAAUAUUUAGAACUGGAGUUGCCACUGUCUCCGGUUAAACCAAAUCAACCAAUAACUGUUUAUGCAACUGUAGCUAACGUAGGAGAUAUUGCGUGUGAGGAAGUAGUACAACUGUAUAUACAAUGGUUAAAAUGUGGGCAAACUGAUAUAACUAACGAAGAUCAGUGGGAAUGCACUGCACCUAAUAUUCAAUUGGCAGGCUUUAAACGUAUUCGACUAGAUGUUGGCGAAAAAAAGGAUCUUCAUUUUCAAAUAUCCCCAGACCAGUUAAGUGUAUGGUCUAAUCAACAUAAAUCCAUGGUUCCUGGUCAAGGCACUCUCCGUAUAUCAGUUGGAGGACAACAACCUGAUCAACCAGUUACAGUUGGAUCAAACUAUUUGAUUGGUAUAGUUAAAAUAGAUCACAUAUAG